AUGGGAGAACCGCUGAGAGAGGAGGACAAAACGCUGCCCGAGGGCGAAAGAUUUAUGGGACACGCUGGGAUGUCGAGAGUAGCGCGUAACAUUGCUAGACGUCUGAUUGACGAGCAGUGGGUUGAGGAGGCCAGACGACGAUUUCCUGACUAUCCGUUUGUCAUCGCUGGACACAGCCUGGGCGCCGGUAUAACCUCCCUACUUUCUGUGCUCGUGAAGCCACGCUAUCCUGAUAUGAAAGCCUACGCCUACGCUCCUCCUGUGUUUUUCCCCAGGGGCUUGACAAAUAAGUGUAUCGACCAGGGAACAUUUAACGCUGGUAUACCUCGGCACUUGCACAUAGGUGACUUCUUACCCUGA
Molecule: messenger RNA, 360 nt
Organism: Dibothriocephalus latus
Lineage: Eukaryota; Metazoa; Platyhelminthes; Cestoda; Diphyllobothriidea; Diphyllobothriidae
Source: the annotation of a GenBank genome assembly